AUGCCUCAUCCUGUUACCCGCCCCGGAGAACGUAAUUCUGAAUUAACUCUGUCAUAUGAAAGUAUUUUUCAUGUGCCUCGGAGAUCUUUCUUUUCGUUUAUCGGGGUUUCUCUUUACUACAGCAUAUCACCCAUAGCCAUUUUGAGGCGACUUUUCCCGCUUUCGUCAUCUAUCUAUCUAUCUAUCUAUCUAUCUAUCUAUCCCAUUGAUCUAUUUGUUCUCAUCUAUCUCAAUGCGUUCGGUCAAAUGGUCAUUAAAAUAUUUUAUUCACAUCUAUCUAUCUAUCUAUCUAUCUAUCUAUCUGUCUGUCUGUCUACUGUUCAUAUCUAUCUAUCUAUCUAUCUAUCUAUCUAUCUCAUUCCAUUCACAUCUAUUUAUCUGUCUAAUUUUCUUUGCAUUUUCUUUUUCUUGCAUUUUAUUAUUUCGCUUCGUAAUAUUAACACGCACCUUUCUUUCUUUUUUUUUCUUCUGUCUUCUCUUCCAUUCUUUCUUUCUUUCUUUUUCUUUCUUUCUUUCUUUCUUUACUUUUCUAUUCCAUUGUUAAUUUCUUUCUUCAUUUCUUUCUUUCUUUUUUGCUUUCUUUCUUUCUUUCUUUCUUUCUAUUUUUUUUCUUUCUUUAACUAUAUUUUCUUUCUUUCAUUCAUUCUUUCUUUUUUUCUUACUUUCUUUCUUUCUGUAUUUCUUUCUUUCAAUAAUUCUUUUUUCUUUCUUUCUCUCUUUCAACGAUUCCUUUCUUUCUAUAUUUCUUUUUGCUUUCUUUCUUUCUUUCUAUAUUUCUUUCUAUACAGUUUUUCUUUCUUUCUUACCAUGAUUCCUUUUUCUUUCUUUCCUUCUUUCUUUCUUUCUUUUUUCUUUCUUCCCAUGAUUCCUUUUUCUUUCUUUCUUUCUUUCUUUCUUUCUUUCUUUCUUUAUUUAUUUAUUUAUUUCUCUUUCAUUCUUUCUUCUUUUCUUCCCAUGGUUCCCUUUUCUUUCUUUCCUUCUUUCUUUCUUUCUUCCCAUGAUUCCUUUUUCUUUCUUUCUUUCUUUCUUUCUUUCUUUCUUUCUUUCUUUCUUUUUCAUUCUUUCUUCUUUUCUUCCCAUGAUUCCCUUUUCUUUCUUUCUUUCUUUCUUUCUUUCUUUCUUUCUUUCUUUCUUUCUUUCUUUCUUCUAAUGAUUCCUUCAUAUCUUUCUUUCUAUAUUUCUUUCAUUAUUUUUUCUUUUUUCUUUCUUUCUUUCUUUCUUUCUUUCUUUCUUUCUUUCUUUCAUACUUUCUUUCAAAUAUUCCUUUAUUUUUUUGUAUAUUUCCUUCUUCCUUUUCUCUUUCUUUCUUUCUUUCUUUCUUUCUUUCAUGCUUUUCUUUUUUCAUUCCUCCUUGAUAUUAUCAUUUCAUUCUUCUAUUUUUCCUCUUAA
Messenger RNA from Acanthosepion pharaonis, 1389 nucleotides. NCBI's taxonomy places the organism in Eukaryota, Metazoa, Mollusca, Cephalopoda, Sepiida, Sepiidae. The record is from the annotation of a GenBank genome assembly.